CCCCUCCGCCGUCCCCUCCCUGAGCCGCAGCCGGGACUGGCCCCUCUUCCGGCAACGGAGCGGUGGUGCCCGGGCUCUUCUCCUGCCCGUCACACCGGGCCGUCUCCGGUUCUGUUUCCUUCCUGUGCUGGCAGCGCCGCGUUGUUAGAAGCGUAACCCCCCGAUCUGCGGGGCUCCCGUUCUGAGGGAGCGGCAGCGAGGAAAAACAAGACCACAAUGAAACGCGAAGCAUUUCUACAAGUGGUGUCUAAAGAGUCUAUUGAAGACUUCUUGCGUUAUACUCAGACUCCUCAAAAUACAUUUGAUCCUUUCGACUUGACUGAACUACUUCAAGAAUUGCCAAGAAAGCAGAAAGAAGUACUAUGGGAGAGGCUGAUGCAGCUAUUGACAGAGACUUUGAUGGACAACCCUGUGGAAACGUGGCAGAGGGUUGAAGAUGAUGAAAAUAAUGAUAACGUGGAAGCAGAGAGAGUUCCACAAAUGAAACAAACUCUAGCUGUGAUCCAAGGAGUGGCAGCUGUAGUUACUGCUUCCAUACCUGCAGUGGAUGAAACUGUAAACUACAAAGCUCUUCUAGAGUGUGUUUUUAUAUUAAAUGGUAUUCUUCCUGCAUCACCUGAAUCUGAAAAAAUCCUACAGCGUGCUAUCCAACAUAUAUGUGAAAUGUGGUGGGAGAAAGGACUGGAAGGGAAGGAGCAGCUAGGGAAGACUCUGUUUAUUAUUCUGCUAAGAAAAAGCCUGGCUAAAGCUGCUACGGGUGCAGAUAUUGUUCGUCUAUGGAAUCUACAUCAGACAUUACUUUGUUUUGAUUACGAUUCAGAGGAGAGUAAUGAAGUCAAGGACUUGUUGCUCCAGUGUUUUAUGAGUGUAAAACACAUCAAAAAAGAAGAGGGAAGAAGAUUCUUGAGCUUUUUGUUCAGCUGGAAUAUAAACUUCAUUAAAAUGAUCCAUGGAACUGUUAAAAACCAAUUACAAUUCUUUCCGAGAUCCUUGGUGGAAUACAUUUCAGAAGUUUACUUCAGGGCCUGGAAGAAGGUGUCAGGAGAAUUCCUAGAGAUACUUGAACAUAACUGCAUUCAGGACUUCAUGCAUCAUGGAAUUCAUCUUCCCAGAAGUUCUUCUGUUCAUUCUAAAGUUAGAGAGAUGCUGAGUUAUUUUCAUAAACAAAGUAAAGUUCGUCAAGGAGUUGAAGAAUUGCUAUACAGAUUGUAUCAACCUAUCCUUUGGAGAUCACUGAAGGCCAGAAACUCAGAAGUUCGAUCAAAUGCAGCAUUUUUGUUUGUUGAUGCUUUUCCUGUUCGUGAUCCCAGUUUUAAUGCUGAAGAAAUGGACAAUGAAAUUCAGAAACAGUUUGAAGAACUCUUUAGUCUUUUGGAAGAUCCUCAUCCAGUUGUCCGCUCUACAGGGAUACUCGGAGUUACUCAGAUAACAUCCAAAUACUGGGAGAUGAUUCCUCCAACAAUUCUUGCUGAUCUGUUAAAAAAAGUAACUGAAGAGUUGGCAUACGAUGUAACAUCUGCUGAUGUUCGAUGCUCUGUUUUUAAAUGCCUACCAUUCAUUUUGGACAACAAACUAAGUCACCCAUUACUGGAACAGCUCUUGCCAGCAGUCAAACACAGUCUUCAUGACAAUUCAGAGAAAGUGCGAGUGGCUUUUGUUGAUAUGCUGCUGAAAAUUAAGGCUACCAAGGCUGCUAAGUUCUGGAAAAUCUGUCCCAUGGAGCAUCUUCUGGCUCGUCUUGAAGUUGAUUCACGGCCUGUGUCACGACGCAUAGUGAACCUCUUAUUCAACUCUUUCUUUCCCACUAACCAACCUGAGGAUGUGUGGUGUGAGCGCUGUGUUACACUCAUCCAGAUGAAUUCAGCAGCAGCUAGGAAGUUCUACCAAUAUGCUUAUGAAUAUACUGCCCCUACCAAUAUAGCUAAAUUGAUGCUUACUAUUCGGCGCUGCUUGAAUGCCUGCAUCCAGAAAGCAAUGAAAGAGAGUCUUCAUGAUAGCGAUGAUAGCGAUGAUGAUGAUGAUGAUGAUGAUGAUGAUGAUGAUGAUGAAGAAGAAAGUGAAAAGGAGAAUACAAGUGUCUUGAAUAAUGUGUUGUCAAUAAACGAUGUGGCCAGCAUGGCAAGUUUAUUGGAGAUUGCUGUAAUUCUCUGGAGAAGUAUUCAGAAAGCACUAGAUCACAAUGAAGAGGCCAAAGAUUAUGCUAUCAGAAAAUUUGCUUCUGUACUUCCUGAAUAUUUUAAAGUAUUUAAGGAUGAGCGUUGCGUGACUCCAUUGGUUAUUCUGGCAUCCUUUAUGCCCCCUGCUGCUAUUCCUACAUUCAGCUGUGGUGUGAUCGCCAGACUCAGAAAUAUUGACAAUGGAGCUGACCAAAGCAAAUAUUCAACCCUGAUAGACUGCAUGUGUCGCUGGGGUCAAGUGGGACAUAUUAUGGAAUUAGCCUGUGAUUGGCUGUCUGACAAACUAACCCCAAGAAAGAGUAUUAAAACAACUGAACGACGAGUACGUCUCCAUGUUACACAAGAAUCUAAGCCAGAAUUAGCAAUUGAUUACAUUGAAUAUUUAUUGACUCAUCCUUUUAAUCGUGGUUGCCUACUCUCUGUUCCUAAAAAGAAACUGAUGAAGCUUUUGAAAAUUCUCAGUGCUGCAAAGGAGGUUCUUGGCUCAGUUCUGAAAGCAACUGAUGCAGGUUCUGGUAGCUGCAAUCAAGCAACUAGCCUAAGAGCCUUCAGCCUCUUUUGCAGGUUGAGUAUUCAUCUUCAGAACAAGUUUUCUGAAGAAGGAAAAGAGUACCUCUCUCUUCUGAAGGAGACAGGUGCUUGGAUAGAAAGUCAAGUUGUACCUUUUAUACUAGCAAGUGAUCAAGAGGAUGGCAUUCCAAACCACAGUAACGUUUCUGAAUUAAUUAUCCAGGCCUAUCUGACAGUAUGUAAAGAUGUCAUAAUGGUUGGCCUUGGCGAUAUCGCGUUUCAAGCACAGCUUUUAGAUAUGGCUCUUUCAGUUAUACAAACAGAGAGAGGUGGCUUUUGUGCUCCAGUAUUACUGUAUUCUCUAAAAGAAAUUACUGAAGCUUCUUUAACUCAGAAUACUGAGACAGAUGAAGUGGCAAAUCUUCUCUAUGCUGUACAGACGGUCUUCCAGAAAGUUUUAGAAUGCGUGGCACGUAGACUCAAGAAACAGCAGGAAGAAGGGAUUCAGUUGAUCCACUCUAUUGAAAUCCCUCUUGGAGAAUUCAUACGUACAGUCCAGCGCUGGCAUUCAUAUUGCCCGGCAGUUCACCAAGGUGUAUUCUCUACUCUCCUGGCUGCAAUAGUAGCAGAGAUAAAUUAUGUGCUACAGAAGGCUUCCAGUGAAAAAGACUUAACGAUACCAAAGACGGUUUCAGACCUUCCUCCUCUUUCAAGCAGUUUAAUGGCCAUAAUUAUGAAGUCAGUUAAUGUUGUCAGGUCAUUUUUAAAUGAAUUAAUGGAAUGCAUUCUCUCUGAAGAAAUUGAAGGGAUUUUUAGUCUAACAGCUAGUGUCUGCAUUGUGAUUAUAAUUAAAGGUAAGCACAAAACUUCACUUCUAAAGGAUAUUGCACCUGCCAUUCAGAGGUCCCUGCUAACAUGCAAGGAUGCUGCUGCAGGAGAAUCUAGCAGCACUGAAAGAAUCCUGUAUGAAUCAUCUUUGAAAAUUUUGGAUGACUUUUUGAAUCUUUGACCACACGGAAGCUUUUGUCAUGAAAAUUAAAGGAAGAAAGAUGUAUUGCUUUUUUAAAAAGAUUAUCUUGUAAACUUAUCAAUUGUUAAAGUUUGUUUUCUGUUAUUCUGUACAUAUAUAAAGCAGGAAAAAUGUAUAUAAGUGUGUACAGAAAUCAUGUAAUAGUAAAGAUUUUUCAAACAGCUGUAAAGAGGUUAUUCUGUAUAAAAAUGUAUUAUUUGGGGGGGUGUAAAAUCAAUAUCUUUUUUUUAUAAAUAAGUAAUUGUAUCUUAUAUACUUGGAGACUGAGGUAGCAUGUACCCUCACUCCCUGGGAAGGCUAUGCAGCGUAUUCUUUAAGGUUAUGGAAAUUAAUUUAGUUUCAAGACACAUGAAGGACAAAAUGGUGAUUGAGAAUAGCCAUCAUGAAUUCACCAGGGCAAGCUCUGCCUAACCAACCUCCUUUCCCUCCAUUUUGUGGAAGAAGGGAGAGCAGAGAACACCAUCUUUCCUGUCCUUGGCAAAGACUUGUACACGGGCUUGUAGCGUCCCUAGAGCCAAGGGGGAGAGAGCUGAACUUAGAAGGUGGGUGGGAAAGGGACUGGACCAUCAGACUUGAAGAAGAAUGAUGCUACACUGUCAGAUUGAAAGCCGGCUACUUGCGGCAUUCCCCAGUGCAGCUACUGCUGCGAAUAUUAUUUAACAUUUUUAUUAAAAGCUUGGGCAAUGGGAUGAAAUGCAACCUCAGUCUGUUGGCAGAUGACACUGACUUGGGAGCAAUGGUUGAUACUUUGAGGGGUGGGGUGGCCCCAUUCAGUGGGGUCCUGACAAGCUGCAUUUAAGGAUCAAUGAAUCUUGUUAUGCUCAACAAAGACACGUUUCUACCUGCAACGGACUAAUCCUCUGUACCAGCAUGGCCAGUGCAGAAGGGUGGUCUCAUUGCUGUCUUCAACUACCUGGAUGAGGGUUAAGAAAAGACUUUUAUUAGAGGUACACGUGAAGACAAUGUGAGGCAACAGAAACAACUUACAGCACGAGAAAUUCUUGUUGGACAUAAGAAAAAAAAAUUUCUUUAUGAAAGUGAAUUGAAACUGGAAGCAGAACAGGCACAGGUUGCUCAGAAAGGCUGUGGAACAUCCAUCCUUGGAGACGUGCAGAACCUGACUGACAAGGCCCUGACCAUCAUCUCAUCAUUUUGAAGUUAGCCCUGCUCCAGCCGGGGA
Messenger RNA from Chroicocephalus ridibundus (black-headed gull), 4897 nucleotides. It is a transcript of the gene NCAPG2, whose product is annotated as non-SMC condensin II complex subunit G2. The transcript has 28 exons. The coding region runs from base 217 to 3696 and encodes 1159 amino acids. Gene Ontology annotation, biological process: mitotic sister chromatid segregation. Gene Ontology annotation, cellular component: nucleus; condensin complex. The record is from RefSeq and is a predicted model, not a curated record. NCBI's taxonomy places the organism in Eukaryota, Metazoa, Chordata, Aves, Charadriiformes, Laridae.